Magallana angulata is the source of this 1398-nucleotide messenger RNA. Its product is annotated as nacrein-like protein. Lineage: Eukaryota; Metazoa; Mollusca; Bivalvia; Ostreida; Ostreidae. The transcript is spliced from 8 exons. The coding region runs from base 12 to 1328 and encodes 438 amino acids. The record is from RefSeq and is a predicted model, not a curated record. Gene Ontology annotation, molecular function: zinc ion binding; carbonate dehydratase activity.
UCGGGAAGAUAAUGGCUUUUUCAAUGCAUUUUGCUCUUUCACUUUUACUUCUUGCACUAGAGAUCACUUCUGUCUUUUGUGUAGUAACAAAAUGUUUUGAACCAGAUCCGACGAAAGCCAAAUUCAACUAUGUCCCUCAAAGUUGUUUAUCUCCACCAAACUGGAACAAAAUUUCACACGUAUGGGGAAACUGUACGACUUUUUGGAAUCUGAGACAGUCACCUAUUAAUAUCAAGACUCUGGACACGGUGUACAUGCCCAAUCAGAAGCUUGGCUUCCAUAACUUGUGUAAAAGGGUCAAAGGCAAGGCUAUUAACAACGGUCACCAUCCAGAAUUUGAGACCACCAACAAGAAGAUCAAACUUUUCAAUGUUCCGGGUCAAGGUCAUGAUCAUUAUGUCUUCAAGGAGAUCCACGUCCACACGGGGGCGCUGGAAUCGGCGGGGUCCGAGCACUCUAUAGACAACAACUUCUCUCCGCUAGAGGUGCAUGCUGUAUUUCUAAACGAACAAUACAAUGAUCCUGACGAAGCAAAGGCAAAAUCUGGUGGUGUGACUGUUAUAGCAGUGCAAGUCCAGAUUGCAAAUGAGGAUUUUGAGAUAGGUGACAAUGUUUCUCUGGAACUUAGAGAUAAGGAGAGCAGUAAUCAACCUUGCCAAUGCGCACCAUUAGAUGUUGUUUGCAGGAAGAAAAGAUGCUUUUGCAAAGGACCAAAUGAUCUUUUCUGUAAGACAACAAAAAACCAAGCUUGUUCGGAUAAGUUUGGCGAAGGGCUAGUCUGCCGGGCUUCCGGCAUUGGAAGAUGUUCAGGUGACGAAGAAUGCAGUGGACUGAAGAAAUGCCGGCGAAAUGACUUCAUGCAGGUGAAUCAGGCGCCAAAUAAUUACUGCUCCCUCCCAAAAAUAUGUCGGGUUCGUUAUGCUCGGGAGCUGAGUCACUUGAUGGAGAAAUACUACGAGAAAACCCGACAUUACACGACUAAAACAGCACCAGACGCAAAAAAAUUUACCAGGAUUUUAGAGAACAUCACCCCUAAAGACAUCCUUCCUUACAGUUGGAACUAUUACACCUAUUCUGGAUCUCUAACAGCACCUCCAUGCUACGAAUCCGUCCAAUGGAUUGUCAUGAGAUGUCCGAUAAAAAUCUCCAGAAAGGCAUAUCAGAUGCUGCAGUUGAUGGAAGAUAUAUCGCAUACCCCGCUAAUGGCCCAUGGCAGUCGGCGACCGAUACAGCGGGGGAAAUCCGGACUCCAUCGGGUGGAAGUUUCAAGGAAUUUUCUAUGGAGCGAAGCCCAGGACGAAACUUUGUUUUGUGACGUCAAUCAUUGAUGUGCGUUUGUUUGUGUGUGUACAUAUAUUUAUUUCCAUCUCUACCUCCUGUUACUAAGUGUUUAUACCA